AUGGCUACCAUUGAAGAAAUCAAAGAGGUUGUAUUAAAACCCUAUACAAACCAUCGACAAUUGACCAUAAGGGAAGUGGAAACUAUAAGUAUCAAUUUAAUAGACUUAUUGAUUACAAAAGACGUGAAAGAUGCAAGGACGAUGAAAUACAUUUCAAGGUUCCUUACCAAACAGGAUUAUGCGGAUCUAGUCCAAGAAAGGAACUUGGUGAAGCGUUGUGGAUAUCCACUCUGUAGCAAAAGCCAGGCGAGAGUACGUGAUCCCUUCGCAGAUGUACAGAUGACCAAUUUCUUAAGACAAAAUAACCCAUAUGCAUACCUUACAGAAUACUGUACUAAGGCUCAUUUUAGAUGUUCACAGUUUUACCAGUUUCAGCUCUCAGACGAGGCUUUGUUUGCUAGGGUCGGUGUACAUCUUGACGAUUAUGAGCCACCUAGUGAGAUACAAUUGCUCGAAGAAGUACUAGCUAGAGAGUCUGAUGUUAAGCAGAUGAUUCGUGGUAUGACUGAUUUGAAACUCGCGGACGAUGAUAGUAGAGAGGAAAUGGAAAGGGAUAUCAGUGACAUGUUAGCUGAUAUUAAGAUCGUAGAGAUCAACGAGCCAAAUAUCAUUGGAGAUUUAGGACGAGAUAGAUGA
This is a messenger RNA of Kluyveromyces lactis, 636 nucleotides long. RefSeq names its product RNA polymerase II subunit B1 CTD phosphatase RTR1 (gene RTR1). Bases 1 to 636 code for a protein of 211 amino acids. Gene Ontology annotation, cellular component: cytoplasm; nucleus. The record is from RefSeq and is a predicted model, not a curated record. The transcript has a single exon. Lineage: Eukaryota; Fungi; Ascomycota; Saccharomycetes; Saccharomycetales; Saccharomycetaceae. Gene Ontology annotation, molecular function: RNA polymerase core enzyme binding; RNA polymerase II CTD heptapeptide repeat phosphatase activity.